CUUAAUGUCUUCUUUGUUUAAGGAAGUACCACUUUAAAAAGUAAUUGCAGAUAAGGCAUAAGUAACAGUAACUAUAUUAAAUAGAAAAUAGCAGCUCUGGUAAAGAUGCUAAAAAGGAUAUAAAAAGAAGAGGAGGAAAUUUUGAAAUAAUUUAACAAAAUGACGAAAGAUGCUCGAACGAUUGAUGAUUUGUAUGAGAUAAUGGAAAUGAUUAACUAUGAGAUGAGUGUAAGGAAUGAUGAUAAAAUAAUGAUUUUAGAUGAGAUUGCUCAUCAGGAAGAAAUACUGUAAGUGGUUGAAUAUAUUAGAGACUUGCGGAGUAGAUGAAAUUAGAGAAGCAAAUCAACAAUAUAUCUAAAGAUUUAGAAACAUCAGAGAAGUUUUAGUAAACACGAUCUUUAAGGCAAACAGGAAGAUUUAUGCAAUUCAAUCACAAUAAUCAUAACUUGAAUGUAGAUAGUAAAAAUGUUUAAUCUAACAUAAUUACAAGUUAUGAUUUCGAAGAGUAAUCAAAAUUAAAUGAUAAAAUUCAAGAAAAUAUUUUUAAUGAUCCAGUUAAAUAUAAUACACAAGAAGGAAUAGAUGAAACAUAGGUUUAUGAUUGGAUUCUUGAUAUUGAUUUAAUAAAUAAUGUUCAAUAAGGUUGGACUGUCUAUAUAAGCAAAUAAUUUUAGGCAAAUAAAGAAUUAGUUGGAUUAACAAAUAAUGAUAAUAGAGCCCAAAUAAAAUGGGAAGGAGCUACAGUUGCAGUUGUAGGAUUAUAUGAUAAAGGUAAGACAUUUGUACUAAAUAAUCUUACUUAAUCAAAUUUGCCAUCAGGAAAGAAAGUAACGACAAAAGGAAUUUCUUUUAAACAUGUUGAUGUAGAUUCAGGUACUUAAUUAAUUUUAGUUGAUACUGCUGGUAGUUAUUCACCUGUUAAAAUUUAAUCAGCUAUGAGUAUUGUAGAAAAAGAAGCAACUGAACAUUUUAUUAUUGAUUUAGUAUUCGAAUUAAGCGAUUAUUUUAUUUGCGUUGUAAAUGAUUUCACUUCUCUUGAUUAACGAUAUCUAGAUAGAUUAUCUAGAUAUAUUUAAAAUAGUUCAAAAACAUUUAGAGAAAUAAUUGUAGUUCAUAAUUUAAAAGAAGUUGAAACUGCUGAAAUUUUACAACAUGUUUGGACUACAUAAGUAACAUAAAUUUAUUCAACUGGAGGAUCAAUUUAAAGAACUAAAGUGGCAGCAACAAAUCCAAGAAAGAAUGAAUUAUAAGAGAAACAUGUACUUUGGUUUAAAACUCAAUACACAAGACAUGUUUGUCUAGUGAGUGAUGAUAGUCAAUUAGGAUUAGAUGUUAAUCCAUGGGUUUUUUCAUUAUUGAAAUAUUGGUUAAAAGCAGUUUUUGUUCCAGUAAAUAGAUAAUUUUCAGUAUGUGAAAAUAUUCUACAAUAUGCUACUAGUAAACUUACAUAAUAUUUUAAAAGAGAGGUAAAUGUUAAAUUAAUUGAUACUGAUAAUUCUUUUGUUAAAAAAAUUAUAUAAAUGGAAGCUGAUUUAUAAGAUGGAGAACUUAAGAUACCUUAAACUAAUAUUGAUUAAUCUGGUUUGAUAUUAGCACGACCUGAUUCAUUUGCUCCUGCUACUGAUAUUAUUGCUAAUGAUAAGUACAUUAUUUAUAUGGAUGUACCAGGAAUCAAUGAAGAAGAUAUUGAAAUGUAUAGAUAAAAUGUAGUUACUAUUGUAAAAGGUAAUAGGAAAAAACCUUAUUAAGAAGAAUAAAGUGAUCAUAUCAAAAAAUAAGAAAGAAAAUAUGGAGAAUUUACAUUAAGUUUUAGAAUUCCUGAAAAUUUUGAAAGAAAAUGGAAACAUUUUGGUAUUGAAAAUGGAGUAUUAAAAAUUGUUUAUGAAAAAGACAAAGAUGAUAUAAUUCCAAAUAAAUUUGUUAAUUAAGCAGCAUGA
Molecule: messenger RNA, 1937 nt
Organism: Paramecium sonneborni
Lineage: Eukaryota; Ciliophora; Oligohymenophorea; Peniculida; Parameciidae
Source: the annotation of a GenBank genome assembly